This is a messenger RNA of Rotaria sp. Silwood1, 2082 nucleotides long. The record is from the annotation of a GenBank genome assembly. Lineage: Eukaryota; Metazoa; Rotifera; Eurotatoria; Philodinida; Philodinidae.
AUGAUAAAUAAAGAUCGUAUCUCUUCUAUCUCGAAAUCUUUAUCGCUCGAUUCUUUAAGUACGCAACCAACUACAGAUACAUCUAUUCUUACAUCAACAAGAGAUCAAGAAAAGGAUUUAAAAAUUUCUAAAGAUAACAAGCGAAGAAAAGCAAUUUUACCGACACCACAUAAACCAAGAAAAGAAUAUAAUCUAUUUGUAAUGAAUAGUAAAAAAGAUCUAAACAGUCAAGACCAAAGUAAAACAUUAAAAGAUAUUCGAAGUCAACCUUGUGAUAAAGAUACACUAGAUCGUGAAAUCUUCAGCAAUAAUAAUAAUAAGUGUAUUAAUACUUCGAAUAAACUCUUACAUAUUGAUUCGAAUUGCGAAAUUGCGAGUUCUGUUGUUGAUAAUACAAAUACACAGAAUCGAGAAUAUAAUGUUGCUGUAAAGGUUGAUCAACAAAAGGACGAUGAUACUUAUAAUAAAAUUAAUAUUUCGAAUCGUCCUAUCAAAAAUUCUGAAGAAGAUAAUGAAACAGAUAAUCAAUCGCAACCUGACGAACAUAUAAAUGAUGAUGGUUUUGAUUCAUUUAUCAUACAGAAUUUUGUUCCGUUUUCAGGAAAGCAGAACGUAAUACAAUGGCUUGACGAAACCGAGCAUAAAUUUAAUCAUUUUCAUAUCGGAAGAAAUCUUCGAUUCGAAGCUAUUUCUCUUUUAGUCGAAGGAGAUGCUAAACGCAAAUACAUUAAAGCUCGUAAAGAAAUCAAAUCUUUCGAUGAUUUUUAUGAAUUCUUAUUGUUGCAAUUUGACUCUACAGAUAACAUUUCAUGUCAGCCUAAGUCUAGCAAAAUCGUCAUUAAUAAUUCUUCCGAUCUAUCAGUUUCAUGUCAAACAAAAUUCACAAAUGAAUCAAAUCAGUUGGUUUUCAAUAAUAGCAAAAGUCUCGCUUCUACGCAUCACGUACCUAUGUUUAGUUCAACUGCUGUGGAUAAUCUUGGUGUCACCAAUGCUGUUGGUGAGAAACCAGCCAUAAAGUCUACAACAGUUUCAGAUAGUCUAUCUACCUCUACUUUCGAUCAAACUCUAAACGAUCUUCGUAAAGCUAUUGUCGGUAAUUUAAUUAAAAAUCCGAAAACGUUUAAGGGAGGUAAAGAUGAUGUAAAAAAAUGGAUCGAAGAAAUCGAACAUCUUUUAGAUCUAGCACAUAUUCCAGAAUCUACUCGAUUAGAUUUGAUUUCUUACUCGUUGCGUGGUGACGCAUUAGAAUGGUUUAAAAAUAAUCGUUCAUCUCUCACAUCAUGGAGUGUGUUUGUUCUCGAAUUGAAAAGAGCGUUUACUUCAUCUUUUCACGAAGAAUUAGCAUUUAAAAAACUUGAGUCGUAUACUCAAGGAGAAAAUCAAUCGGUCCAUAGUUUUUUCAAUGAAGUAUUAAAGCUAUGUAAAGAAGCAGAUUCGACCAUGAGUGAAGCAACAAAAUUGAAAAAUCUUUUAAAUAAAACUAAGCCUAGCAUACAGUUCGAAGUACGUAAAAAGAAGCCUUCAUCAACUGCUGAAUUUCUUGAGUAUGCUAAAGAAGCAGAAGAACUUAUGCAGCUUUCGAAUAUGACAAUUGAUAAUACUACUAGUCAUAAUAGUAUUCAGGUUGUACAACAACAACCAAUAUCUUCAUCGACAUCCAUUCCAUCAUCAUCUAUAAAUCAGUCCUUUACUAAUGCAUCAAAUAACUAUCCAUCGAAAUAUUCUCCAGAUGUCAAUCGUAAUUAUCGUUUCUUAAAUAAUCGGAAUACUUAUUCUAAUCCAAAUUUUCCAUCAUUUUCAUCUUUCAAAACAUCUCAAAAUAAAGUUCGAUUUAACAGUAAUUCUUCACGACCUUAUCGACAGGGCUAUUCGAAUAAUUCUCCUAAUACGAAUCGUCAGAAAUUUCGACCACCACAAAAUAAUUCUUCAAGUAAUACAUAUUCUCGUCAACGUACUGCGAAUACUAUUGAUCUAGUCAGUCCAUCGGCCAAUAUUGAGGCGUUGCAUGAAACACUUUCAUCUAGUACUUGUAGUCGAUGUAACCAAUUUGGACACGAGGCUUCGGCCUGUCCAAGUUUCUAA